ACGCGUUCCAGAAAUGGGAAGCCUCCGGUAAAAACUCCUGCUGCGAUUAGCAACCGUCUCGUCUCCACUAGGAGCAAACCAGGAACUUCUCCAGACAACAGUGGGAGGAGUCGAAGAGAGCCGUCAGACGCCAUCGGCAAGGCUUACGUCCUAUCACAGGCCAUCACCAGGGGGAGGACAGCCCCGGAGAGGAGGAGGCGCUUGAGCACAUCGUCCUAUGUUGAUGAGAGCGGGUACUUGUCUCCAUUCAAUGAGGCAAGCGAGGACGACGAUGAUGACGAGCAGGAAGAAGAGGAGGAAGAACAGGAGGG
This is a messenger RNA of Lymnaea stagnalis (great pond snail), 311 nucleotides long. NCBI's taxonomy places the organism in Eukaryota, Metazoa, Mollusca, Gastropoda, Lymnaeidae. The record is from the annotation of a GenBank genome assembly.